Choloepus didactylus (southern two-toed sloth) is the source of this 1350-nucleotide messenger RNA. Its product is annotated as serine protease 44-like. The transcript is spliced from 4 exons. Lineage: Eukaryota; Metazoa; Chordata; Mammalia; Pilosa; Megalonychidae. The record is from RefSeq and is a predicted model, not a curated record. Bases 1 to 777 code for a protein of 258 amino acids. Gene Ontology annotation, molecular function: serine-type endopeptidase activity. Gene Ontology annotation, biological process: proteolysis.
AUGCCGGCGGCAGAGGGGAAGUGGCCCUGGCAGGCGAGCCUGCAGAUCAAUGGUGUACACCUAUGCGGCGGGACCCUCAUUGCCCCUCAGUGGGUGCUGACAGCUGCCCACUGCAUAUUUGGCCAUUUGGACUACACGGUGAAGCUGGGAGACACAAAUUUGCAUCAUAAAUCCAGAACGGCGGUCGUGGUCCCAGUUCGGGGCAUUAUUUCCUAUGAGUACUUUAAUGUUAGAUCUUUGAGUCAUGACAUUGCUCUCAUUCUGCUCGAAUUCCCUGUGAACUACUCCUCGCACAUCCAGCCUGUGUGCCUCCCUGAAAAAUCUUUCCAGGUGGAAAGUGAUAAGGAAUGCUGGGUGACUGGAUGGGGCCGACUGGGAGAAGAAGGAUCAAGGCCGAUUGACCUUCAAGAGGCUCAGCAAAACAUUGUUCACUUUAAGAAAUGUAAUGAGAUGUUCCAGACAAAGUUAAGAACAAUUAGAACCUUGGUGCGCAAAGGAAUGAUCUGUGGCUAUCACGAAAAGGGAAAAAACCCCUGCUGGGGAGAUUCUGGGGGCCCCAUGGUCUGUGAAUUUAACAAGACGUGGAUCCAGGUGGGGAUUGUGAGCUGGAGCAUUGGCUGUGGUUAUAAACGCUAUCCUGGAGUUUACACGGAGGUUGCCGAAUACAGAGAUUGGGUCAAUGGUGUCUUAAAACAGGCUUCCUGCCUUGUUUCUGGUGGGCUUUGCAUCACAUGCCUGUUUCUGGUGCUGUCCCUGGGCAUCCUGGUGACCCUGUGACCACCCUGCCCACUCCCCUCCUGGUUCUAAUUCUUGCAGCAAGCUUCUCCUCCAACCUCCCACUCUUUCUCACUGCCCUUUCCUCAAAUUCUGGUUAGGAUCACUGACCCUGUGGAGAGCCACACAAUAGAGGAUGGCAGCGAGGCUGGAUCCCAGAACAUGUCCUGGCCCAGUGCACCUGCCACCCGCCUCAGUCACAGUAAAGCUUUGGCUGUGCUCCUGGAGUCUUCACUGUGCUCUGCCUGCUGGGAAGGAGAAGGGUGAAAGAUCCCCGCUAGAGGGCCAGCUGACCUGCCAGUGGAACUUAAUGAUUCAUCAACAUUUUGGAGAACAUCUACCAAAAAAAGAGAGAGUGAAGGUGUCUCCAUGUCCCUGCUGAGGUUUCCAUGUUGGACUCAGCUGUCUGGGGCUGGGAGAAGUUCCCCUGCACCCCGGUGUGGAUCCAUCUUGAACAGACAGCCCCUGCCACACACACCCUCCUGAGGCAACCCAGUCUUGGAACCCCCUUCCUCAGUGCCCUAGUGGCCACAUCCAGAGACACCCAGUUGUGCUGAGGCAUUAUGGAGUCCUGAG